Xyrauchen texanus (razorback sucker) is the source of this 2907-nucleotide messenger RNA. RefSeq names its product heat shock protein beta-8-like. Gene Ontology annotation, cellular component: cytoplasm; protein folding chaperone complex; nucleus. The transcript is spliced from 3 exons. The record is from RefSeq and is a predicted model, not a curated record. Gene Ontology annotation, biological process: cellular response to unfolded protein. Bases 310 to 933 code for a protein of 207 amino acids. Gene Ontology annotation, molecular function: protein homodimerization activity. Lineage: Eukaryota; Metazoa; Chordata; Actinopteri; Cypriniformes; Catostomidae.
CAGUCAGCUGUUGUAUGUCGCCGCAGACUUUCUGGACUUUGUAGACCGGUAGCUCCACGGUAAAAACACAUAUAAACCAGUGGAAACAGCACUUGCAUCGUCAGAAAACGUGUGAACACGUACAUGACCCCGGUGAUACGCGUAUAGUUUGGUGCGUAAUUACGCGCCUGGAAACUUGUUCAGGCCAAUUUUGCGUUCCUUUGUUUUGAAAUUAUAACGGAAGCAGUUUUGCGCUCUUUUUAAUCAUUUGAAAGUACUCGGACAAGAAAAGUUUUUGGACCACAAAUUCAUCUGAACCCAAGUUUCACCAUGGCAGAGGGGGAUUUUUACACAAUGGGCAACCGACAGAGAAACCCACGGGAUCCCUUCAGGGAACAGUCGCUCGCUUCGCGGUUUAUGGACGAUGAGUUUGGACUGCCACCAUUUCCCGACGAAUUAUCUAUGGACUGGCCCGGCUGGGCGCGACCUCGACUGAGCACCCGACUCGACGCGCCAUGGACAGGCUCGUUGCGCACGGGCUUCCCGCGGACGAGCAUGGGCGCGCCGCAGGCCUUCAGCUCUAUGUACAGCGAGACCCCUCGCAGAGCCAGCGCGCCCCUGACCAACCCAGACGAGCCGUGGAAAGUGUGCGUGAACGUGCAUAGCUUCAAACCAGAGGAGCUUAACAUCAAAACUAAAGACGGCUUUGUAGAGGUGUCAGGGAAACACGAGGAAAAGCAAGAUGAGGGCGGAAUUGUUACCAAAAACUUCACAAAGAAAAUUCAGAUUCCAGCCUAUGUGGACCCUCUCACUGUCUUUGCCUCUAUGUCUCCGGAGGGAGUUCUCAUCAUUGAAGCGCGACAGACCCCUCCAUACUACCUCUACAGCAGCGAAACACCCGCAGAAUCCAUGGAAGAACCCGAGGCCAAACCUCAAGAACCCAGCAUGGCUUAAACCCCAUUCUUUGAAUCACAGCACUGUCAGGGAGCAAACAGAGACUUGCAUGCCCAUGGUUAUUUUUUCCAAACAAGUGCCAAAAUGUCUAGUUUUACCAGUUUCUUAAACAAAAGGGCAACACUUUACUAUCAGGUUCCAUUCGUUAACAUUAUUUAAUGCAUUAGGUAUCAUGAACAAACAAUUAACAAUAUAUUUUUACAGCAUUUAUUAAUCUUUGUUAAUGUUAGUUAAUAAAAUCACAAUAGUUUAAUAUUAGUUCAUGUUAGUUCAUAGUGCAUUAACUUAUGCUAAGUUUCAUAAAUGCUCAAUAAGUAUUGUUCAUUGUUAGUUCAUGUUAACUAAUGUUAACAAAUGGAACCUUUUUGUAAAGCAUUACCAACAAUAGUAUUAUCAUGUUCUUUAUAUAUAUAUAUAUCAAGUUUUAUUAGUUUUAUCAUGUUCUUAAACAAAAAGUCAUUAAUUUGCUCCAAAGAUUGAAGUGAAAUGAGCUCCACAGUCCAUGGUUUGUGGUUGGAUCAAAUUCCCGUAACAAGUCAGGUGAUAAUUGAAAGGUAUUAAAGGGAUAGUUCUCCCAUAAAUUCAAAUUUCCUCAUCAUUUAUUCACUCACAAGUAGUCCCUGAUGUGUAUGACUUUCUCUCUUCAGCAUAACACCAACAACAUUUUUUAGAAGAAAAUCUCAUCUCUGUUGGUCCUUACAAUGCAAGUGAAUGGUGAUUACACCUUUGUAGCUCCAAAAAUCACAUAAAGGAAACAUAGACGUAAUCCAUAUGAUAAUUAUGAGCGAUAUAAUUGGUGUGGGUGAGAAACAGAUACAAAUGUAAGUAAUUUUUUUACUCUUAAAAAUCUCUCUGUGUGUUCUGCUGAAGAAAGAAAGUCAUAUACAUAUGGGAUGGCAUGAGGGUGAGUAAAUGAGAUGAGAAUUUUAAGUUUUGGGUGAACUAUCCUGAACUAUCGUUGUACGCAUCAAAGCAUUUUCCUGGUCAAAUGAACUAUAAAUGAACUAAAGCUGAUUGACAUUUGAAAUGUUUCAUGUCACAUUUGCUUUUUAUUACACUAUUGGUUAGGUAUCGAGAAGGGAAGUAGGUUUUAUUGAUUUAAAACUCGAUAGAGCAUUAACCUUAAAAACCUCAUCUUUUUGGGAGAAAAUGUAACUUGCUUUUAGCGGCAUACAGUGGAUAUUUAAUCGCGGAACUGCUGGGAUACAUUUAAUUGUUGCCAGUUACGUUAUAUUAAUGAGAUCAGGCUUGUUAAACAUGGUGAGACUGGGCCAAAUUUCUGUUUUUAGAAUUUUAAGGACUAAAAUAGGCCAGAAACAUGCUCUACAUAAUUAUGUAAAUGUAGGCAGGAAUGCUCGGACAAGACCACAUGCAUGUUGAACGUAUGUGCAUUACUUUGCAGUUAACAAACCUCAGUUCUCUAGGGGGUAGAGUUAGCUUCAAAUGUCUAGCUGUAAACAUGUUGACAUUUUAACUAACUUUAACUAAUUUGCUCAGCAAGAUUCUCACAAUUGACAAUAGCUGACCUAAAAAAGACAACUGAACAUAGAACAAGACAGUUUAUGCUAUUGCGCGCUAGUGGCAACACUGAGAAUGCAACACAAAUGUGUGCUAUGAAUUGCUAUCGGACACAGUUACGCAACCACACAUGAAAUCAAGCAAUGCAUAGAUAGAAACAUUAGAGAUUACAUACUUGAGUAGGUUAUGUUUCAGGCCUAUGGCCUUCUUCUGAGGUCCUUAAGUUAAAAUAAACGUGUUUUGCCCUGAGUACAUAUGUAAAAGACAAAUGUAGUAGGCUCUAUUAUAUGGAGGUCUUUACUGAAAACUAGGUCUGAAUACUGGAGCUCUUUCUCAAGGUCUUUUGAUUGUUUGUUUAGUUCUCUUUUUUCUUUUUGUGUAGGUAUGCUGUCCACUUUUAUAAUAAAUGACAUUUACAAAUACAAGCCUUAUUUUCUCUGCAAAUAUCUAUGAAGU